This is a messenger RNA of Drosophila subpulchrella, 2858 nucleotides long. RefSeq lists its product as uncharacterized. Lineage: Eukaryota; Metazoa; Arthropoda; Insecta; Diptera; Drosophilidae. The transcript has a single exon. The record is from RefSeq and is a predicted model, not a curated record. Bases 323 to 1261 code for a protein of 312 amino acids.
CAGUCGGUACUCUCUCGCUCUCGCUGGAAAAUAGAAAACACAAGCAAAGGUAAACAGUGAACAAAGACACCGGCAGGGAUAACAAAGGAAGCGGAGAGCAUUUCCACCGGAAGCGGAAGUGCAUGUGCAGGGCGCUCAUACGCACUACCGAAAUUACGCAUACGCAGGGUUGGCCAGAAGAAAGAAAGUUAAGAAUUAAGUGACUGCACCGCUAAUAAGGAAAUCACGCAUACGCACGGUUGGCUGCUGUUGGCUAAUAGGGAAAUUACUCAUACGCCGCGGUGGCCUUUGAUGAGGUAGAACUCGCUGAAAAGAACAAAAGAUGGGCACUCCUCAUGUCUGCUUCGCCGAUGAGCAGCAGCAGCAGCAACAACACAAGACCGCCAGCAAUGGCAGCCUGAACAACAACAACAACAACAAACUAGAUGUGGGCUACAACAACACGCUGGGCAAUGGCAGCCCCUCGCCGGGCGGCAGUCUCAGCGUUUCGCCAACGCCGCGCUACGAACGCAAUCUGGGCUUCUUUCGGCAGCUGAGCCGCCGCUUCGGCCUGAGGUCGCAGGAUGACCUAGUUCAGUCCGAUGACGCAGCCAGCGUUGCAACAUCGAGAGGCGGUGGAGGAGGCGGAGGGGGAGGGGGAGUGGCCGGGGUCACGCUCCAGGAGGAGGACGCGCACAGUUCAUCGACCGACUCGUGCUCCUCGGGGCGUGGCCUCAACGUGGCCCACCAGUCGCGACUGGAGCUCAUGUCCAUGUCUUGUGCCUCCAGCGAGACGAGCAGCACGCUGGACAUCGAGGAGCAGCAGGAGCAAGUGCAGCAACCAUCGAAGCGGAAGCCGAUUAGCCGGGCCAGUUUCUCGCGACUCCAUCGACGCUCCACAUCCUCGCUGCGUCGCGCCUUCGAGAGCCUUUCGCUCACCUCGCGUUCGAUGUCCUGCAGCGGUCCCUCACCCCCGCCGCCGGCUGCCCAUCCUCCCACAAUCGCCAGCGGUCCGCCAGCAGCGGCCCUGCCCCUCAAGUCGGCUCUCAAGUCCGCCUCAAAUGUGGAACUUUAUAAGCAGCAGCAACACCAUCACCAACAUCAUCCGAUGGGCAGGUCAUCCUCAUCGUCCUGCAGUUCAGUGGCCAAAAGCAAGGUGAAGCCGCCGCCGCAAAGGAUCCUGCGGCAGCCCGUCUCCUACACAUAUCUCAAGGGCAUGUCCGGUCUGCCGACGCAGCGGGUGCCGCGCAGUUCCGUCUGCUGUCAGUAUGCCAGGCGCUAAGGACCCACUACUCAAAUCGGAAAGGAUAUCCAGGAUAAUAAGGAAAGUCGAAGAAAAGAGAGAAGAGAGAGUAAGCAGUAUCAGGAACCACUAAUCAGAUAAUUAAGCAAUCAUCCUUAUCCUUUUUUUUAUUAAUUACUGAAAGAUUAUCAAAAAAGAAAUUUUAGAAGUCAAACUAUUUUCCAGUUCCAUAAAUAUUAAUGAUUUUCCUUUUUUCAUUUAAAUUUACUAUUAUUUAUUUUAAUGCUAACAUUAACCAUGUGUAAUAUAUAUUAGUAAUUUAGUUUUUAUUAACAAAAAUAAGACGAUUCUCAAUUUGCAAGCUUAGCUACCUAAGGUUUUAAUUUAUUUUCUAAAAUUAAUUCAGGUAAAGUCCAUUUCAAGAUAUUACUAAUUUAAGAUCCCUAAAAACCUUUAAGUAAGUACAUAAAGGCCCCAAGGAAAUGCAACGUCAAUGCAGGCGCAUCUGUUGGAAACAUCAUCUUCCACUUAACCUCCCCAAGCCCAAUCCCUGAAAUUCAUUUCAAAAUCUGUGAUACAACAAUCGUUAACCUGUCCCUUACCUCCCAUAAAACCCCUUCCUUUCCAACUCCACCAUAUCCGAAAGUCUUUAAAAAAAACAUCGGCAGAAUUGGAAAAGAUUUAACAAACAUACAUGAUAAAGUUUUAUAAAAAUUUGAAUAACUUUUGCACUUAAUAUAUAUUAAUUAAAUAGUAGAUGCGUAGAAUUUGUCAGAUAUAGAGCCUGUAUACACACAUUUGUCACCGCUUUGAUGCUCGAUCAAGAUCAUUCCACGCAUACCAAAGACUGUAAACGCAAGAAAAAAUUGAGAAGUAAUUAAGAAGCUUGAUUGAAUCGAUUGGAAAAGUCACAAUAGAUUUCCUUUUUGUAUAAAUUCUUAUACAAUUCGUGCCUUUAUCAAAAAGUCAAAGCAAACAAAGAUUCACGUAAACAACAUUUGUUCCAAGAGAAAUCACUUAAGAAGUACGAUAUGAUAAGUUUAAGUAAAUUUCCUUUCUAAAUGUUAAAUGGGAUCAAAAUUUGUCAGGCAUUUAUCUAUGUUCCGCAGUCCUAACUGAAUCAGCCAAAAACUCUCCUAGGAAUCACUAAUUAUUUACUUUAAGACUUUUAUUCAACUAAAAAACAUAAUUUGCCAAAAAGAAUUACCACACACCAAAGAUAUAAUAAACCCAGCACUCCAGUAAGUAGAGUUCAGAAGUAGAUAUUAUAUAGCAAGUCUAAAGAAGCCGCGAAACUGACUUAAGAGUAUUCAACAUAUACAUUACUUUAGCAGUUAUACACAUUUACAGUUUAUAGAGAAGCAUAUUAAAUGAAAUGCAAACCAAGGCCUAACUAUAUAUAUAAAUGCGAACGCAUUGAAUCCCAAGCCAAAGCAAUAAAAGUUGAAGGAUUAUACAAAACAAUAUCACCAAUAUUAUACACAUAUAUACAGCAGCAUAUACUUAUUAAUAACUAUUUACCUAAGCAGCAACAAGAGCAGCAAAGAAUUGUAAUCAUCUGAAAGGCCAAUAGCCACAAAGCAAAGAGAGUUCAAUAAAAGUGAAAUAAUUUACACCAAAAUUGAAGUGUUUUUCA